This is a messenger RNA of Trichomonas vaginalis G3, 603 nucleotides long. Its product is annotated as protein of unknown function (DUF4272) family. The coding region runs from base 1 to 603 and encodes 200 amino acids. The record is from RefSeq and is a predicted model, not a curated record. The transcript has a single exon. Lineage: Eukaryota; Parabasalia; Trichomonadida; Trichomonadidae.
AUGACCAGCUUUGAUUUUUCUGCUGCUUGCUCAACACUUGAAAUCCCGGUUCCAUCAGAAAUACCAAAAGUAUAUUCAGAGCAAUCAAAUACUCUCAGAAGUAUUGAAGAAAUCUGCAAAAGAUCAACUGCCCUGUAUUUAGUCGCAACGUAUAGCGAAGGAGUGAUCCAAAAGAACUGCCCAAUUGAAGAAUCACAGAAAUAUAUCAAAAAUUACAUAACAAAAUUUAAGGCCGCCGAAUAUUUCACAACAAAUGAAAAAGAAUAUCUUGAAAAUAAAACUCCUUCAGAUGAACAAGUAGGUUUUCUUUGCUGGAGAUGGGAAUCCCUUCAUUUCAUUUUAUGGGCAUGCGGAUUUAUUGCAGAUUUGGGUUUACCGAAUACACCAUGUCAGACAUUUAAUUGUGCAAAAGUAUUCAACAGAAAUAGAUCAAAUGAAGCAUUCACAAAGUCUUCAAAGAUGCUUCCAUUAGAAAAAAUUAUCGAAAUGGCAAAUUUCGUAGAAUACAUUGGUUCUUGCGAAAAGGCUAAAGUCGAUGUAGGCGUUCUUACAGAAUGGAGAAAAGCUUCUAAGUGGUUACUGACAGCAGAACAAUGGGAAUAA